AUGAAGAGUUCCGCGGUGCUGAUGGGGCUCUGCCUCAUUGCUCUCGUUGUGAUGACCGAUGGCCUAUCUGUGCAUACGUAUGACAGAAAUCUGAUGCACCAGAAAAGGUCAGUGGACUUGUCGGGAAAUUUAUCAGGUUCUUUCAAGGGUGGCGACCGUAGCAGCAGUAAUAGCGGCAAGAAUAAAAGUGAUGGUAGUGGUAAAGGUGGUUCCGGUAAGGGGGGAAAUAGUGGUAGUGGCAAAAGUGGGAGAGGAGGUGGUGGAAAAAGUGGAGGGGGAGGUGGUGGCAAGAGUGGUGGUGGUGGAGGUAGAAAAGGUUAA
This is a messenger RNA of Helobdella robusta, 321 nucleotides long. RefSeq lists its product as hypothetical. The record is from RefSeq and is a predicted model, not a curated record. The transcript is spliced from 3 exons. Bases 1 to 321 code for a protein of 106 amino acids. Lineage: Eukaryota; Metazoa; Annelida; Clitellata; Rhynchobdellida; Glossiphoniidae.